Molecule: messenger RNA, 1034 nt
Organism: Frieseomelitta varia
Lineage: Eukaryota; Metazoa; Arthropoda; Insecta; Hymenoptera; Apidae
Exons: 7
Coding region: 1-924 (307 amino acids)
Biological process (GO): sensory perception of smell; detection of chemical stimulus involved in sensory perception of smell
Cellular component (GO): plasma membrane
Molecular function (GO): olfactory receptor activity; odorant binding
Source: RefSeq, a predicted model, not a curated record
AUGACAAAAUUUAAGUACAAGGAGUUACUUGAUGCCAUAUGGGACGAUUGGGCAACUAACAGAACGAAAGACGAAUUUGACAUAAUGGAGCAAUACGCCGUAAAAGCAGACAUCUUUUGUCGGAUACAUAUCGGGUUUAGCUUCACAUGUGCCGUAGUAUGUUUUCUUGAACCAUCCUUAAUGCCAAUUAUUUUGGAUGUGAUUUUACCCAAGAACGAGUCGCGGGGUAUCGUGUACAUUUUUCCAGCUUAUUACAUAAUCGACGAUCGGAAGUAUCGCACGUUGAUCACCGUCCACAUAGCAUGCCUAUGCUUUUCGUCGUUUUAUGUGUUCACUGGCUGCGACACGAGUUACAUGUUCAUUGUGCAACACGCCUGCGGACAGUUAGCAGUGACUGGAUAUCGUCUCAAGAACGCGAUUUUAGAUUUGUCCAAUGUCAAAGAUCCGAGCGACGUACAAAACGAGAGUUACAGAAGAGUGCUCCAUUCGAUUCGUGCCCACCAACACGCUAUAAACUACGUGAAAACUAUCGACGACACUCAUUCCGUUUAUCUGUUCGUUGGCAUGAUUUUCAUAAUAAUAGAAUUCAGCGUAACGUUGGUAAAGAUUUCAUCGUACAUGGAAAUCUCUGCGCAAUAUCUCAAGGACGGUUUCUUUUUCUUCUGCCAGAUAGUCCAUUUAGGUUUCAUAUCGUUGCAAGGACAAUUCAUAGUGAAUUCGAACGACGAAGUUGUCCAGUCGAUACACGACGCGUCGUGGUAUAAUGCUAACAAGAGGACGCAACUGUUAUUCGUAUUGGUAAUGAGAAGUUGCUUAAACUCUCCGACUAUAUCAGCCGGAGGAUUAUUAACUAUGAAUUUGGAAAAUUUCUCCAAGAUCAUGAAAACGUCCUUCUCGUACUUCACGGUAUUGAAGUCUGUGUGAACGACGAAGCAGGGACGAGACACGGAUGACUGAUGCCGUACGAAUUACGUUAAGAAAUAAUAUGCACAGCUUAGUACAUCAUUGGUCGAAAUUACACGCUUUCUCCCUUU